AAUAAAAGAAAAGAAAAAAUUACGUGAUUCAUAGUUUCUUGAUUUUGUUCAUUUGAGGCAUGAUAAAAGUGCAAAAUGGUCCGCUGUUACUAAAAAGCGUUUCCUUCAAGUCUUCAGGUACGGUUGAUCUGGAGUAAUUUUAUGGUCUUGAAAUGAAUAGAGUUUUGUAGCGUCACGGUUCACUUUAAAUAUACAAUCAAGCUCCAUUUAAACUGAAUUUCAGCUAUUUCUUUGAUCUUCAGGGUCUUUAAUUGAAGUUUUGGAAUUUGUAAGCACACAUGUCGCUUUUUUACUAAUUUUGGAAGGUGACUGGGGCUGAAAGUUUUGCUCACUGUUGAGCGUUCAGUUUUGUAGCAUUAAACUCGUCUGUCUCAUACAUAUUCAUUUUAAUGACAACACCACAUAUUUUAUCACUACCCUAUGAUGUAAUAGAGAAUAUUAGUCAGCAUCUAGACUUAUGCUCAAAUACAAGCUUAAUGGAUACUUGCAGGCAUAUGCGGUACUUAUACUUAUCGUCGCAAUAUAUUUGGAGGAAAAUUGUUCUCGAUCCGGCACAAACUACGGAUCUGCAUAGAAUUUACUCAUCGCUCAGGAAACUAGGGGAUGCGAACGGACUCAAACAGCUCAUAUAUGAGGUUGUAAUGGAUGGUAUGGACGAUGCGGAUCUGUCACCCAUUGUAAUGCUGAUAAAGUUCCCUAACCUGCGGAGGUUAAGUGCAAGAUAUAGGAAGAAGACAACAGAUCUUGAAGUGGAUGUCAAAUUGUUGCAAGAAAUGCUAAAGUUUGGCACAAUCAAACCAAAAUCGUUACCAUUGACAGAAGUGAGAGUAUACCAUUUUAAUAUGGAUUUUGAACCCCAUUUGACAGCUUAUCAGAAGACACUGAACAAAGUGUCAGUAUUUCCAAAAGUUAAGCUUGACAUCAGACCAUGUGGAUUUAUACAAACUGUUGGUAAUGGUUCUGGCUCAAAUUUGAAUCCUGCGGUGAUGAAUAAUGACAGACAACUUCAGGGAGAGAAUGAUCAAAGGGAGCAAUUAUCCGACCUGCCACAAGACUCCAUUGAAGAAUGUCAGAGAAUUAUAUCCAAGUCAGAGCAAUGCUGGUCGUGUGGGUUUUUAUUUCGUUAUUGUUGGAUAUGUGUACCGGUUUGUGAUAGCUGCAAAGUUAGAAGAGUUCCACCGUUAGCCAAUGAUAAACAGAGACUUAGUCGAUCAAAACAGUGGGUUUCUGUGGCAAAUGAUGACGAUUUUAAAGUUUUUGAAUAGUGCUAAGUCGAACUACAGUAUUUUAACUAAUAUUUUAGAUGAAAUACAUUUUUUUUUGGACGAUUAAUAUUUUCAUUUUAGAUGAGUUGCAAUUGUGUUGUAG
Messenger RNA from Mycotypha africana, 1368 nucleotides. RefSeq lists its product as uncharacterized. The coding region runs from base 390 to 1265 and encodes 291 amino acids. The record is from RefSeq and is a predicted model, not a curated record. Lineage: Eukaryota; Fungi; Mucoromycota; Mucoromycetes; Mucorales; Mycotyphaceae. Gene Ontology annotation, molecular function: protein binding. The transcript has 3 exons.